Messenger RNA from Macrosiphum euphorbiae (potato aphid), 234 nucleotides. The record is from the annotation of a GenBank genome assembly. Lineage: Eukaryota; Metazoa; Arthropoda; Insecta; Hemiptera; Aphididae.
AUGGUGUUCAAUAAUUGUCGUAUGAUUUUGAGUCACCUAGCAUGGCCUUUUGAGCUGUCCAAAGCUGGUCGAAGUGGUCGUGUGCUAUUGUGCGCCUAUUUGAAAACCGCUCGUAUCGUGGAAGUUUACCCAGGAACGGAUGCCAUAACCCGGGUCGCUGAUGUCAAGUUGGCCAACGGCACCGUUCUACGUCGUCCCGUGGUCAAGCUAUGCCCUUUGCCACUAUCCAAUUGA